AUGAAUGCAACAAACCCUAGUGGCUCCGGGGGAGGCGGUGGUGGCGUCGGCGGAGGAAGUAGUAGCAGCGGCGGAGGAGGAGGAGGAGGGGGCCCAUGUGGCGCGUGCAAGUUUUUGAGGAGGAAGUGCGUGCUGGGUUGCAUAUUUGCACCCUACUUCGACUCGGAGCAAGGCGCUGCUCAUUUUGCGGCGGUGCACAAGGUGUUCGGAGCCAGCAAUGUCUCCAAGCUUCUUCUUCACAUCCCGGUCCACAAGCGGCUCGACGCUGUCGUCACCAUAUGCUACGAGGCUCAAGCCCGGCUUAGAGAUCCGGUCUACGGCUGCGUUGCUCACAUAUUUGCUCUUCAACAACAGGUGGUGAGUCUACAAGCCGAGCUCUCAUACUUACAAGCCCACUUAGCAACAUUGGAGCUUCCAUCGCCACCUCCACCCCCUCCUCCGCCAUCAAUCAUAACUCCACCUCCACUCUCCAUCUCAGACCUUCCAUUAGCAGCCUCCUCCAUGCCUGCCACAUACGACUUGUCCUCACUUUUUGAACCCAUGGUCAUCCAACAACCUUGGGUCGUGCAACACCGGGCGCUGCAUGAUCCACGCCACCAUCAGUUCGGAGGAGGCAGUAGCGGUUCGGGUUCAUCAACUGGUGGCGGUGGCGGUGGCGGCGGUGAUCUUCAAUCUUUGGCUCGGGAACUCCUUCACAGGCAUGGCCAAUCUCUAUCACCUGGGUCUUUGCCGUGCUCUGAGGCCUCACCAUCUCAAUCUCCCUCCAAAUGA
Molecule: messenger RNA, 771 nt
Organism: Prunus armeniaca (apricot)
Lineage: Eukaryota; Viridiplantae; Streptophyta; Magnoliopsida; Rosales; Rosaceae
Source: the annotation of a GenBank genome assembly